AUGAAUAAUUUAAUGAUAAAGAAAAAGCUUAUCUCGAUAAUCAAUGAAAGAAUCAAGCUGGCCACUACUAUACCUCCUUCUAUACCUGAUUUCUUUAGCAAUUUUAUACAAUUGAAUGCUAUUCGACUAGAUCAGCACUUCCCAAUUCGUUACAUUCGAAAGCAAUAUAUCGAACUCAGCCUUUGCCUUUAUUACAAGAAACCAGAUCAUAUUAAAAGCAAUUACAAGAAAAAACAAAUUAAUAAUACAAAGUAUAGUAUUAAUACUAAUACAAGAUAUACUCCUUAUACUAAUCGUUUCCCUAUAAUUAAUCAAUAUAAGAAUUCCGAACUCUAUCAUAACACUGCUAUCCCUUUAUACCAGAAUUCGUUUCCAUCUGCCAACCAUUCUUCAGCCAUACUAUUACACUAUAUUUCUUCGAUCCUUUCUGGCCUUACUCGAGUAUUUGAUUUAGAAGGUUAUAUCGAGGGUUCUGUUUAUUCAAAGGAAAAUAGCAGCUUGAUUUCUUAG
Molecule: messenger RNA, 510 nt
Organism: Botrytis deweyae
Lineage: Eukaryota; Fungi; Ascomycota; Leotiomycetes; Helotiales; Sclerotiniaceae
Exons: 3
Coding region: 1-510 (169 amino acids)
Source: RefSeq, a predicted model, not a curated record